This is a messenger RNA of Triticum turgidum subsp. durum (durum wheat), 465 nucleotides long. NCBI's taxonomy places the organism in Eukaryota, Viridiplantae, Streptophyta, Magnoliopsida, Poales, Poaceae. The record is from the annotation of a GenBank genome assembly.
AUGAUCCAUCCAAAGAAGCUUGCUCAGCUGGCCAAGAAGUGCCAGCGGAUGUUGGCAGCCGGGACCGGUGCUCGCCACCGGCAGCAUGCCUCAGACAUGGUCGAUGAUGAUUGCUGCAGCACAGCGUCAUCUGUGGUUGCCGAUGAGGGCCACUGCAUGGUGUACAGCACCGACGGAGCACGGUUUGAGGUCCCUCUGGCGUACCUCGGGACGACGGUCUUCGCCAAGCUCCUGAGGAUGUCUGAGGAGGAGUUUGGGUUCGCAAGCGGCAGCGAUGGAGGCAGGAUCACGCUGCCCUGUGACACCAUGGUGAUGGAGUACGUCUUGUGCCUUAUCAGGAGAGAGACCUCUGAGGAGGUUGAGAGGGCAUUCUUGAGCUCUAUUGCUGAGCAUUGCCACAACUACAGUGCUAGUUGUGUGGCGCCAUCGAUGGGACUCAGCCAUCAAUUUGCUCUUUGUACUUAG